GCCUCUGCAGGAUCUUCCCUCUGGGACUCUCCAGGGCUACAUGCUGUCUCAGUCCAACGAGAUGAACAAACGCAAGUCCUCAGACGUCUUUCUGAGCGAGGGUCUGGACAUGGAGUGCACCCCCACAGAGUCCAUCAUGCAGUUUUCCCCCCCACACAAAUACCAGAGGCUCCUCAGCAUGAGGAAAGAGAACGACUGCAACCAGUUUGUCCUCAACAAGAGAUCACGGAGGAAAAAGGAGUCCACGUCAUGCAUCUCAUGGGACCACCUUCCUGACGAGCUGCUCCUCAGGAUCCUCUUCUACGUCCCUCUGCAGGAUCUCUGCAGGAUGUCGUCCGUCUGCAAGCGCUGGCAUCGCUUAGCGUUGGAUGAGUCUCUGUGGCACAGCGUGGAUCUGGAGGGUUUGACCCACGUAGGUCCGGCUCUGCAGCAGGUUCUGAAGAACGGGGUCCACAUGCUGCGCUGCCCUCGCUCCUUUGUGGAGGACUUCCACUUCAGCGGCUCAGGCCCCCUACAGAUGGUCCUGAUGGAUCUGUCCAGCUCCAUCAUCCCCCCCUCCUCUCUGGAGAGCAUCCUCUCUCACUGCAGACUGCUGGAGUUCCUGAGUCUGGAGGCUCUGCAGCUUUCAGACAACAUCAUCAGCUCUCUGUCCAUGAACCCUAACCUGCUGCAGCUGAAUCUGAGCGGCUGCUCCGGCUUCUCUGCUCCUGCUCUCGCUCACAUGCUGAAGUCCUGCAGCAGGAUCGAGCAGCUGAACAUAUCGUGGUGUGAAUUCGACAACGAUCACGUGAAGAGUGUUGUUAAUAAUCUGAACCCUGCUGUCACUCACCUGAACCUCAGCGGGUACAGAGAGGGCCUCACACUGGAAGAUGUGAAGGUGCUGGUGACCAGGUGUCCAAAUAUUCAAGCACUAGAUUUAAGUGACAGCACUCUCCUGAUGGCCGACAGCUUCCCGGUCCUCAGACAGCUGAAGGGUUUGCUCCAUCUCUCUCUGAGCCGCUGCUACCACAUCCACCUCGCUGCCCUCACGAACCUGGGCUCCGUGUUCCCUCUUCUCUCUCUGCUGGACGUGUUUGGCAUCGUGAAAGACGGCCACCUGUCCUCUCUGAAGAAGGAGCUUCCUCGCAUCACCAUCAACUCCAGACCGUUCUCCAGCAUCGCCCGCCCCUCGCCCUCCUCAGGCCUCACCGGCGGCUUCAUGUGGGACAGGAAGUGCCAGCUGAGGUUCAAACUGUAGCCGCCAUGUUUUUCUAAGCUGAGUGAGUGUCUGUUACAUGUCCCAUGUUUCAGAGUUUCUGCUGCUACACAUGUUGUUAGUGUUAUCUGACGUAAAGAGGUUAAAGGUCACUUUAAGGCGGGGUGAUUCUUUAUUUAGAAAAGUCAGAUUUUGACGUUGAAUCCAGUUCUUGUUGGAAUGUUUUAACACAAACGUUUGAUGGAUUUUUGAAUCAGUUUUAGGUUCUAAUAAUGUUUAUUUAAAAAUAUUUUGUACGAGAAACAUGGUUUUAAAGACUCAAUGGAAAUGAAGAUGUCUUUUUAAAAACUUGAGACGAUUGUUCUCGGGGAAAUAAUGAGGUGGUUUUAAAGAAUGAAUGUAACAUGAUGAACACACACUUCUCCCCCUUUUAUCAGUGCAUUAUGUCACCGUAUUUUCACUGCUGUUGAUCAUUAAUGUCAGAUGUGAAUUUUAACUGUUCCUUUUCUCCUGAGUCUUUACAGUAAACCACUGAAUGCACUAACUGUGUCUGAGUGUGCUUCAUUUCAGCUAAUACGGAAAUGUACAAAUCCUCCUGCUACACUUAUUUCCCUUUCUUUUCUUUUGUGGGAUAUUGGAUGUUGAAGGAUUACUUUUGUCAAUUAAAAACAUGUCUACUAAAUGA
Molecule: messenger RNA, 1880 nt
Organism: Trematomus bernacchii (emerald rockcod)
Lineage: Eukaryota; Metazoa; Chordata; Actinopteri; Perciformes; Nototheniidae
Gene: skp2
Product: S-phase kinase-associated protein 2, E3 ubiquitin protein ligase
Biological process (GO): positive regulation of protein ubiquitination; SCF-dependent proteasomal ubiquitin-dependent protein catabolic process
Cellular component (GO): SCF ubiquitin ligase complex
Molecular function (GO): protein binding
Source: RefSeq, a predicted model, not a curated record